UGCUCGCCGCACCCAGAGACGUUUCAGCACCGGGGACAGCGGCAGCAUCUCCGCCUCCGCCCCGCCCCGCCCCUCUCUCAUCCGCCGGAGCCACCCAGCCCUGGGUGCGUGCGGGGCGGGGGGAGGAGAAGGAGGAUCGGAGGAGCCUCGCGAGAGCUGCGGCCGCUGCAGCAGGAGGCGCCGGUGGGCGCUGCGGGUCAGGAUCCGGGGGAGACGUUCGGCGGGGCCCGAGGACCGGGGCAGCGAAGCGCUUUAUUGGUGGUGUGACAAGUUCUUCUGUCUAUCUGUGGAAUAAAGACUGAGCAACAUCAUGGGAGAAAGAAUGAACAAUUUCCCUCCUCUCCCUCAUUUUAUCCCAUUGAAACCGUGCUUUUACCAGGAUUUUGAUGAGGAAAUCCCACCCCUACACCGAACCACAGUCAAACGUCUUUACUACCUCUGGAUGUUGAAUAGCAUCACCUUGGCAGUGAAUCUGAUUGGUUGCCUUGCGUGGAUGAUCGGAGGUGGUGGAGCAGUUAACUUUGGACUGGCAAUUCUUUGGCUCAUUCUCUUUACGCCUUGCUCCUAUGUCUGCUGGUUUAGACCCAUUUACAAAGCCUUCAAGACAGACAGCUCCUUCAGCUUCAUGGCUUUCUUCUUCACCUUCAUGGCUCAGCUGGUGAUCAGCAUCAUCCAGGCAGUCGGGAUCCCCGGCUGGGGAGUCUGUGGCUGGAUUGCAGCAAUAUCUUUCUUUGGGACGAACGUGGGGUCGGCUGUCGUGAUGCUCAUCCCCACCAUCAUGUUCACAGCCAUGUCUGUCUUCUCCUUCAUUGCCCUCAGUAUGGUCCAUAAAUUUUACCGGGGAAGCGGUGGGAGUAUCAGCAAAGCGCAAGAGGAGUGGACGACGGGAGCCUGGAAGAACCCCCACGUGCAGCAGGCAGCUCAGAACGUGGCGGUCGGUGCUGCCCAGGGAGCCAUGAUGCCACACGAGACGCAGUAUUCGGCCACUCCUAACUAUAACUACCCCAAUGACAUGUGAGGUGUGACCUUCCCCACCCAACUAGAACUUCCCGAGUGAGAUGUGAACCUGAGAGGGUUGUGACUUGAAGUGGGCAGGAAGAACUGGAGGAGAGCGUGUGUGUUUCUCUGUGUAUGUAAAUUCCACUGUAUAGGAGGGUUGGCGCAGGGCGGGCUGUAUAAUAGCCUCCUUGAUGGGAUGGAGGCAUGUCAAAAUUGUUAUUCUUCCUCCACCCUUUGACUUUGUUCUAGGAUAAUUGUCCUUGGAGAUAAUUCUCUCUCUCCCACUCCCCCCAAUCUGAAGAAGCUGUUGCGUUGACACGCAGGACUAUUGUGCCGUGCUGUAGUGACUGUACAUGUGUGUGCUGGUCUCCCUCCCCCUUUUGUGAAACAAUGUACAGUGGUGGUUUUUAAAUUUUAUUGUGGUGGUAGAUGAUAUUAUAGCUGCAUCAGCCGGGGUGAGCGUGGAGAGCCCAAACAUUCAAGAGCUACUAAAGGGACACUCUGGGGGUUUCAUGAAUAACCCAGUUCACAAUAGCUGCCUGUUGCAAGAACUUUGUCGGGUUCAUUCUGUCUCAGCUAUUUGCAACUUAUACUGUAUAGAACAGGGUUAGGGAGCCUGUGACACUUUGGGUGUUAAGGUCUCCAACUCCCAUCAGCCCUGGCCAGCAUGGUCAGAGAUGAUGGGCGUAGUAAUCCAACACCUGGGGGGGCUGCAUGUUUCUGACAUAGGGCAUUGCUGGCUUUUUAGCGUUUAAACCCUGCUCUUUUUCACACUCUCUCUCCACUCUCAAAACCAGAGCUCAACCUUUUCAUUCCAUGCUGAUCCACCAGAGGUUACCACUUACCUUAACGUGCGGUAUUAUAAACAAGUCCAUUUACUCUUCCGAUGUAUCGAUAGGAAGGCAGUGCUAGUGUGUGGCUUAAAAAACAAAGUUAUGAGCAGUGCUGUAGAGCUGCCCUGUUUGAACUGGAGCAGACCUCUGUGUUCAGUGUGAACCACAUUCCAAACAUGCCCCCAACCCCAGAAGCCCCAUACCUAAAAUUAUGGAGAGGAUCUUGUUCCCUUCUGGACAAGCUUUCGAAGGCCAUGUGCUGGUGGUGUGCAGGGCCAGAGGAAAAACCAAGUGGAGCUAUGAACGCCUGUGUUACUUUUGGACAGCAGGCUAGUUUCUCUCUGCCUUCCAUCUAGACAAGCAAGAGUUCAAUCAGAAUUCAAGACACAUUCCAGCCAGGCAAAAUCAUGAAAAGUGUGUGUGUGUGUGUGUGUGUGUGUGUGUGUAAGUAACAGGGUCAAGUGAGGGGUGUUGCCUGGGGGAAGGGCCAAAAGGUCUGAGGUUCCCCACCCCUGUUGUGUGGGCCAUAUAGUUCAAGCCCCUGCUUGAUGCCACAAACCCAGAUGUAGAGCAUCACCAACUGGUGGUUGUUCAACUUGUGCUCGAAGACCUCUGGUCAGCAAGAGCCUCCCCGUAACCAGGCAAUUGGUUCCAUGACCUCAUAAUUUUACGGAGACUGAGAGGAGAUAUGAUAGCCAUAUUCAAAUAUCUGAACUAUUGCGUGGAAGAUGAAGCAAGCUUGUUUUCUCCUGCUCUGGUGGGUAGGACUUAAACAAUUGGAUUCAAGCUACAAGAAAGGAAAUUCCGACUACAUAUCAAGGACAACUUUCUGACAGUAAGAGCUGUGUGACAGGUCUCCUGCAGGAGGUUGUGGACUCUCCUUCCUUGGAGGUUUUUAGGCAGAGGUUGGAUGGCCAUCAGUCAUGGAUGCUUUAGCUGAGAUUCCUACAUUGCAGGGGAUCAGACUAGAGGGCCCUUGGCAUCCUUCAAACUCUACAAUUCUAUAAGAGCCAGUGUGGUGUAGUGGUUAAGAGUGGUAGACUCGUAAUCUGGUGAACCGGGUUCGCAUCUCUGCUCCUCCACAUGCAGCUGCUGGGUGACCUUGGGCUAGUCACACUUCUCUGAAGUCUCUCAGCCUCACUCACCUCACAGAGUGUUUGUUGUGGGGAAGGAAGGGAAAGGAGAAUGUUAGCUGCUUUGAGACUCCUUCGGUUAGUGAUAAAGCGGGAUAUCAAAUCCAAAUUCUUCUUCUUCUUCUAUGAACAAUGUUCCAAAUUCCAUUGGCUCACUAAUACACGGCAAUUCUCAACUAAAUAUAAAGAGUGGUUUUUUCUUUCCUUGGCCAAAACAUUGUAGUACAAUUCCUAAUGUUUCUGAAUUGUCUGGUGGUGCCAGAAGGCCCAGCAUCCAGUAAUUGUAUUUUCAUUGAUUUGUAUCAGUAUUUCCACAGAGCCACAAGGCUGCUCUAUGGAUUUUUGUUUUUUUAAAAAACAUGCAGGCACAGAAGAUGCUUCUGUAUAGGAAUUAAUGUGAAGCUUGUCUAUAAUAGGCUGUCUUGUGUGAAGAGCCACCACACAUGGACAAGCGCUUUUCAGAACAUGGAGGCCUCUACUUCAUCCUGAGCAGACUUUCACUUCAACCUCCAAUGCUUUUUCUUGAUCUGAGUAUGGAUCUUGUAUUUUAUCUUGUAUUUUAACUCACCCUGAGAUCUAUGGAGGAAGGGCAGCAUAUAAAUUUAAUUAAUAAAAAUAAAAUAACAAAUAAUAUGGCAACUCAUUCUGAUUUCCUUGGCCAGAACACCCUCUUCCCCAUCAUAUCCAACAUCAGAACAUAGGAAGCUGGUUUAUACCAAGUCAGGCCAUUGGUUCAUCUGGCUCAGUAUAGCCCACACUGACUGGCAGCUACUCCCACUCUCCAAGGUAUCAGCUAGGGGUCUCUCCCAGCCCUACUGGGAGAUGCUGGAGGUUCAACCUGGGACCUUCUGCAUGAAAGCAGGUGUUCGGCCACUGAGUCAUGGUCCUUCCCAAGGUGAAAUACAGUGCUACACCUGAACAGGAAAUAUAACCCAGGUAGGAGGCAGAGGGUCAUGUGUGCAGGCCCUGCUCCCAGUGCCCCCCAUGGACCCUGCCCCUCCUCCCCUCGGUUCCCAACCUUUGCAUGUUGAGAUGGAAAGGUCUGGUGGGUGACUUCUACUUGCAUUUGCCGCCUCCUGAUCUUCCCAGGUCAACGCAGGAAGGGUGUAGGGACUGAGUGGAUAAGGAUGGAGUUUUUGGGAGAUGGGGUCACCAUAUUCACUCCCUUGCUCAUUAAGUGGGUUGGUACCCAUGGUGCUUGAACAGGGCUAUUGUUUGUUUGCUUUAUGGGAUUGUGUGCUUUGAAUAAGAGAACGUGAUAUUCCCUGGUGGUUCAAGUGGCUGUGAAGUAUGUUUAUGCCUUCCUCUGCCCCUGCAUCUUACCUUGCUGUGUUCUCUGUCGCUAGAUCAUUACUGUUUGGCCUCACAAGUGUGUGCGUGCGCAUUCAGGGUUUAAAGAUUGGCAGUUCCACUGAA
Molecule: messenger RNA, 4381 nt
Organism: Podarcis raffonei (Aeolian wall lizard)
Lineage: Eukaryota; Metazoa; Chordata; Lepidosauria; Squamata; Lacertidae
Gene: SCAMP5
Product: secretory carrier membrane protein 5
Exons: 7
Coding region: 311-1018 (235 amino acids)
Biological process (GO): protein transport
Cellular component (GO): trans-Golgi network membrane; recycling endosome membrane
Source: RefSeq, a predicted model, not a curated record